AGUCAGGUGUUGUAGCCCAGCUGACUAAAAAUAUCAUCUUAAACACAGAGCCGGAGAGAGCAGUUAGCAUUCUGCUUUUAUGCUGCUUGGCCGCAGACGCACACACACACACAUUCUCACAUGUCCACUGAGGAAAAGUGGAGGUGCUGGUCAGUGAUCCCGCUCAGGAACGGAUUAACGGAUAACUUUUAACAGUUACAAGAAAGGGCAGGGGCGAAACAUGUCCUCCUGUGUGGUGAAGUCCAGAGGUAAAAACCCGUACACAGCGGUGCAGGUGGACCCAGACAGCGAUUACAUCACACCAGGAACAUUAGACCUGGAGCAGCUGUUCUGGAGCGGGAGUGGGGCUCAGUUUGCCCAUGUCAACCAGGUCUGGCCCAGCGUCUACAUCGGGGAUGAGAAAACGGCUCUGGAGCGGCCCGGCCUGAGGGAUCUGGGUAUUACACAUGUCCUGAAUGCUGCAGAGGGGAAGUUUAAUAAUGUGCUGACUGGUGCUGAUUACUACGGUGACAUGGACAUCCAGUACUACGGUGUAGAGGCUGAUGACAAACCCACCUUCAAUAUCUCCCAGUACUUCUGCCCUGCAGCCCAGUUCAUCCACGAGGCCCUCAGUCACCCACAGAACAAAGUGCUGGUGCACUGUGUAAUGGGUCGGAGCAGGUCAGCGACUCUGGUCUUGGCAUACCUGAUGAUGAAACACAGCCUAACUGUGGUGGAUGCUAUUGAGCAUGUGCGACAGCGGCGUUGUAUCUUGCCCAAUCAUGGAUUCUUAAAACAGCUCAGAGCCCUGGACAUCACGUUACAAGAGGAGAGGCUCAGAGAAAAAAGACAAAUGCAAGACCAAUAGCACAUGAUAGAUUAAUAAUAUGCCAGUGUUUACAACUCUCAUUAUUCCCUGAAUCCAUCUUAGGUAUACAAAAGUCUUCUUUAUGUUUCUUUAACUAUUGUAGCAAUAAACGCUGCUCUGUUUUUCACAACAGCUGUAUGAGUCAUGUUGGUCUCAUACAGUUCAAAUGUCAAAUGUGCCCUCAAGGGCCUAGUGAUGUUUUUUCAGUGAAUACUACAGGCCAGCGCGGGUACUAAUUGAAUUUAAAGCUCCAGACCAGAUAAUGGGCAGAAAUGUCCCGGUAUAGAUAACAAUGAAAUAAUCACAUCUGCCUCAGGUCAGUGUCUGUGUCCAGCAGCAGAACUGUGAUUCUGAUUCAGAUAUACCAAACCAUUGUUUACACUCACUGAUACUUCCUCAGCACUGCCUCAUACUCCACCAUCUUACAUCUAAAAAUAUAUAUAUUUCAGAAAACUGAUGGGAAGAAAACAUCUGGAAAGUGUGUGAAUAUUGAAAGUGUAAUGACAGGUUUCGCUUGCAGUUCACAGCCCAGCACAGUAAGUAGAAAUUUUUUAACCACAAAUCAUGUUUUAGAUCUGUAGCCACUGACUUGAAAUGGCUCUACUUGUGUUAUUGUGCUGAUUAGAUGUAUAGCAUACAAUGAGGGGUAAGAAAAUUGAAUCCAAUAUUCACUGACUAAUGCGGACUUGAAGCAUUUUGUUGCACUGUGGACUUUAAUGGUAAUCAAGAAGUCGCAGAUUUGCAAAGUA
Molecule: messenger RNA, 1596 nt
Organism: Seriola aureovittata
Lineage: Eukaryota; Metazoa; Chordata; Actinopteri; Carangiformes; Carangidae
Product: dual specificity phosphatase 29
Exons: 4
Coding region: 221-847 (208 amino acids)
Biological process (GO): protein dephosphorylation; negative regulation of MAPK cascade
Cellular component (GO): cytoplasm
Molecular function (GO): protein tyrosine/serine/threonine phosphatase activity; MAP kinase phosphatase activity
Source: RefSeq, a predicted model, not a curated record